AUUAAAAUAAGUAACCUCUAAUAAUUGUUAUAAUAUUUACAAGCAAAUCAACGUCUAUCUAAUAGUUAUUUGGUCUAGUUACGAUAUAGUUACAUCGUACAUUGAGCACGGGUAUAUUUUAAUUUUACAAAGACUAUGUUCAUUAUUCUGGUUUUUAUGAGAAGGAAUCAAUUAAAUAAAAUGUCAAGUCAAUACGACGGGAUUAUAUAUUAAUGUGCAUAUUUUAGAACGAAGUUCAAAACCUUCAAUAAAAUAUAUAAAGGGAGUUAAAUGAAAUCUUGAACAAUGAUUAUUCCGUUGAAAAUACUACAAACAGUAGUUUUGGUAAUGUUUUUAUUGGUCAAUCAACCAUUGUGCCAAAAUUUUUCGAUGAAAAUGAUACAAAAAAGUAUAGGUGAAGUUUGCCGCAAAGGUGAUGGGAUAUCUUCUGACUACAUAUGUAUGGAUAUUAAGGACUGUCAAGUUGCAAAAGAAGGACUUAUGAAAAACAUUUUUCCUCAACAUUGCUUAUUCGACAGAACAAAUCCAAAUCCAAUUGUUUGUUGUCCGCAAGAUCCUACAAAAAACAAAACAAACAAUAUUAUUAACUCAUAUUCUUCCACUGAAAUGUGUGAAGAAUAUUCAAAAUUAAUUUAUCGUAAUAUUAUGAACCCAAUACCAUCAGAUGAUCAGGAUUUAUACAUACAAUUUGCAGAUUGUGUUGAUGCCCAUAUCUUAAUUACUAAUGGUACACAAUCUGAACCAAAGGAGUUUCCUCACAUGGCUUUACUAGGUUAUGAUGAAAAACCAGACAUGUAUUCAUGGUUAUGUGGAGGUUCACUGAUAAGUAAGAGAUUUGUACUAACAGCAGCCCACUGUGAAAAAUCAGGCACUAAAGAUACACAGAGAUUUGCAAUAUGGGCUCGCUUAGGUGAACUAGACUAUCUUUCGAUCAACGAAGAUGCCAGACCUACAGACUAUAGAAUAGUAGAACGAAUAAUACAUCCGAAAUACAAAGCAUAUUCCCAUUACAAUGAUAUAGCAUUGUUUCGUUUAGAAAGAGAUGUAGAUUUCUCAUCAUAUGUACGACCUAUUUGUCUCAAUAGAAAUCAUUCUUUGACACCACCAGCAGUAAUAGCUACGGGAUGGGGUAACACUGAUACAGCUUCACUUGGCAGCUCACAUUUAUUAAAAGUACAAAUACAAACUGUUUCGGCCGAAGAGUGCAAUAAAAAUUUUUUGUAUCUGCCAAAUAAAGAACAAAAAUUAGCAAAAGGAAUCCUUAAAGACUUAAUGGUGUGUGCUGGCAAUCCAGAAGGCGGAAAUGACACUUGUCAAGGCGAUUCAGGUGGUCCUAUUCAAAUAAAACAUAAUAGUUACAAGUGCAUGUAUUCACAAAUAGGGAUUACAUCAUUUGCAGGGCCAUUUUGUGGACAAGCCAAUUCGCCUGCUGUUUAUACACGAGUAUCAAAAUAUAUUUCAUGGAUUGAACAAAUUGUCUGGCCAAAAGUUUAAAAACUUAUUAUUAAUUAAAUUGUUUAAACGCUAUUUAUAGUCAUAUUUCUAAAUUGUUUAGAGUACCAGUAAAUUAUGUUCAUGUUUUUUAUGGUUAUACUCUUAUAUUGUCUUUGCUUAUAUCAUAAUAGAUGUUCAAUUAAUAGCACAGAUACAUAGAAACCUUAUAUUAUUAUAAUCAUAAUAUACAUAAAAUAAGAUUAUUGCUCUUUAAUAACCUUUAAAAUUCAAUUGAUACGUUGUACUUAUAAUUAUAAUAUCACAGACAUACUGACGUGAUUAACAAUUACCUCAAACGAUAUAUGUGAUAUUAGAUUUUCUGAUACGUCAGCAUUUUGGAUGCUGUACAGGAAUUCCAUUCAUUUAAUUAUUUUUUACUUUAACCACAUUCUUGAUUACGAUAUUCGAUAAGGUAUAUUUUUUUUUAUUUAUAUUUUUACACUGUAGUAAUUAACAGUGUCACUUGAUGUGUAUUUACAAAUUAUUCGGUAAAAAUAUUACCAUCUAUCUCAUUA
Rhopalosiphum maidis (corn leaf aphid) is the source of this 2009-nucleotide messenger RNA. RefSeq names its product venom protease-like. Gene Ontology annotation, biological process: proteolysis. Gene Ontology annotation, molecular function: serine-type endopeptidase activity. The record is from RefSeq and is a predicted model, not a curated record. The transcript is spliced from 9 exons. Bases 286 to 1494 code for a protein of 402 amino acids. NCBI's taxonomy places the organism in Eukaryota, Metazoa, Arthropoda, Insecta, Hemiptera, Aphididae.